GGACAGAGAAGCGAAACUCUAGACCAAACGAGUUCUGUGAUCGACUACAUUUAGAGACUAGAGUUGAGACUUCACACAUAAGCUUUAGUAUAUCGAGUAACCUACCAAGUAAUUGGUUAAGAAGAGCAACUAGAAUCAAAAGCGAGGAUGGAGAAGCUUUUACCGUCAUAUCUCCAGCGAUCCGAUGUCGACGCAGCUUCGGACCCAAAUCUGAAUUCUUGGCUUUUUAAGAUUCCCCUCGAGAUCCUGUGGGAAAUCUCAUCAUUUCUCCCACAGAAAUCAGCCGUCUGUUUCACGCUCACCUGUAAGCUCGCCCUGCAUACCCUAGGUACAUCGUCAUGGAAAUAUAAAAGUAUCGUAGAGACUGAGAUGCGGUUACCGCCACGAUGGAGAUUGAUGAGGCUCCUAACUCACGACAUAAGGGAGCCGGGUUUCGCAGCUUGCAGGGCCUGUAUGAUACUACAUCGACAGUACCCAUUUCUGGCAAGGCCUAGUGAAUAUCGGAAAUUCAAGUUCAAGCUGUACUGCCCGUCUCAGCGCCCGGUUAUGGAAUUCCUGCCUCUGGACGACGCCGGAUUUGGUUACAAUUUUGCCUGGGAGCAUCUUCUGCAUGGAAUGAAAUCUUCGCCCGUUGAUUCGGACUCGCCGAUCGAGUAUCUCUCCGGCUCGUUCCGGGUCCCGCAUCCCUACCUCAAAUACACGGUUUCGUCUUCCGCGCGUCGCGUCAGAGGCCGCGAUAGAGACCGUACCCGGGGCAGUUUGGUUAUCCGGCAUGACCACUGUAUCAGCUUAUCUUCUCCUGAGCGGCCAUUGAGACCUGAUGAUAUCCUUCGCAUCCCGUUAAGGAUCUGCCCUCAUCAUAAUCCUCCGGCAAAUAAACUAAUUAUGAAAAACGCAGCUGAAUAUGCGACCCUGAACAGCCCUAUUUUCACUCACUCCAUCGUGUCCGCCUUCCCCGUGACCCAGAGGACGAAAGCCCACAAAUCCGGUGUGUUUCGGAAACCGUCAGCGGAGGAGUUGGAGCGGAUGACCUUCAUCGACAACAACAAUAACCUUCUUUUCCAGUGCCGGUCUUGUCAUACGAAGUGGAGAGCUCAGUACACAGGUGAUAAAGGUAACGGACAAGAUGAGCUUACGGUCUCUGCGUUUCAUCCAUUCGCGGUUGGCUCAAGCUUGAGCGUUAGAUAUUUUCGCUUGUGGGAGAGACACUUCGGCAAUUACGGAGAAUGAUGAGUUUUUUUAGUAGGAAGGGAAACUAUCCCGAUUUUGAGGUCGAGUGAUGUGUGUUCCAGGGCUCCAUCCCGAACUAUUUGUCAAGUCGUAUGUAUUUCACGGAUUUGGUUGUUGUAUAAUUAAUAGUCGGGUACGAUGAAACAGAUUUGGGCUGUGUCAUUACUUGGGGCAGGGAUUGAUUGUCUAGUUUAUCCGCUCUGAGAUGGGGAUACCUUGACCUUGACGGUGACACGAACCGCGAUGUGCCGGACACCAUUUGGAGAUGAAUGCGGGUCUUUCGCCUUAGCUCGUUUACCUUAGACGAAUAUAGGUGCCUAGCAGUAUUGACGGUCGUGCGAUGAAGCGUAAAACAACAAUUGGUACUAUUAGUACCUGCAGAAUUGAGAAUUGUCUUGGCUUACAAAGUGAUGAUAGUGUAGAUGGUGAUAGAGGUUAAG
Molecule: messenger RNA, 1670 nt
Organism: Annulohypoxylon maeteangense
Lineage: Eukaryota; Fungi; Ascomycota; Sordariomycetes; Xylariales; Hypoxylaceae
Exons: 1
Coding region: 148-1230 (360 amino acids)
Source: RefSeq, a predicted model, not a curated record